GGGACACCUGCCUCCUCCCCUUCUCCCAUCUCUCCCCGACUCCCCCUCUCCCUCUCGUGGCCACGACUGCCGCCGCUGCCGCCCUACGCCAGGUGUCCAGGUCAUCUCCGGCCCAUUCGCCGGCGACGAGCACCCCACUAGAUCGACCGAGCUAUGGACGGCCUGUGGCAUCUGGGGGACGAGCUCCGCGGGCAGCCCAAGGUGGUGGAGGACCGCCAGUGGUCGCUCAUGACAUCCAAGCUGGCAGAGAUCACCAGGUCCAGGGGCGAGAGGACGAACGACCUCGACUACGCCAGGAUGAACGCCGCCCCCGACGCCAAGCAGUGGGGCAAGGCGGCGUCCUACCAGCACCACGACGAGGGCAGGAUGGACCACCACGUCGGCCUCAGCCUCAAGAUGAACGAUCUCAAGAUGAACGAGGCCGCCGCUGCCGCAGUCAUGAAGCUCCCCUUCCGCGGCGUGCCCUACAACGUCAACCCGAUGUACCCCAAGGGGAGCAACGCCAACGCCAAUGUCAACGCGUUCAAGAUGAAUGUCGGGGUGAACAAGUACUCCAGCAGCACGAACGGGAAAGACUCCGGCGGGAAAAGCGGUGGCGGCAGCAACAACAACAGCGGCGGCGGAGGCAACGGCAAUGGGACCGCCAACGGCAGUUCCGCAGUUGACAAGCGCUUCAAGACGUUGCCGACGAGCGAGAUGCUGCCGAAGAACGAAGUCCUUGGUGGGUACAUCUUUGUCUGCAACAACGAUACCAUGCAGGAGGACCUCAAGAGGCAGCUUUUUGGAUUGCCAGCACGAUAUCGUGAUUCAGUCCGGGCAAUUACUCCUGGCCUGCCUCUUUUCCUCUAUAACUACACCACUCACCAGCUUCAUGGGGUAUUUGAGGCUGCCAGUUUUGGUGGGUCUAAUAUUGAUCCCACUGCAUGGGAGGAUAAGAAGUGUAAAGGUGAAUCUAGAUUCCCAGCGCAGGUGAGGAUCCGCGUUAGGAAGCUGUGCAAGCCGUUGGAAGAGGAUUCCUUCAGGCCAGUUUUGCACCACUAUGAUGGCCCAAAGUUUCGCCUCGAGCUCUCCAUCGCGGAGACCCUGUCCCUGCUAGACCUAUGCGAGAAGGAAGGCAUCUGAGCUGUUGGCUGCCUCGUGAGGUUCUAGUAAAUAUCAAUCAUCCUUGUAUGUUCUGUAGAUGGUGGUUGGCAAUGUUGUUUAUUUUUCAAGCGCAAGCUGCUGCCGGUCUCGUUUUCCCUGUCCUGGAUGGAAGCAAAGGGACCUGGUACUUUGAAGGCCCCCCCUCAAACAUAAGCUGUGAGCCUGUCAGUGCACGUGUCCGCCGUUGUCGUCAAGAACCAAACCAAAUCAUGAAAUCUUGCGCCGACGGAGAGUUGGAGCGUGUAUGUUUUGCUAUCUCUAUCUACAUGUCUCAGUAGAGUGGAUAUACCCUGGGGUCCCCAAAAGAUGGGGGCCUGUAUGUAACACUACGUGUAAUGGUUAAGGUGAAUGUGCCGUGAGGCCCCCCAAAAGUUGGAGUGUGUAUUUUUGUUGUCACCUUGAACCGACUUUGCGUAUGCUUUUUUUUAGUGCUGCUACCUUCUGCGCUGUGUUUGGCUUCUGGUUCAUGUUUUUGUAAUAUAAGGUGGCUUGCGCAA
Messenger RNA from Zea mays, 1640 nucleotides. RefSeq names its product gda-1. NCBI's taxonomy places the organism in Eukaryota, Viridiplantae, Streptophyta, Magnoliopsida, Poales, Poaceae. Gene Ontology annotation, biological process: response to endoplasmic reticulum stress. The transcript is spliced from 6 exons. The coding region runs from base 154 to 1122 and encodes 322 amino acids. The record is from RefSeq and is marked validated.